UCACGCGCGGCGCUUUCAAGAUGGCGGCGGCGGCGGGGGCCGGGGGCUGCCGGAAAUGUCUCAUCAGUGGCUUGUGGCUCAUCUCCAGGAGACACCCAGUCCCUGCAGCUCCCAGGGGAACAGGGUAUGGAAUGGGCAGGCCUGUUCUGGAGAUCCAGCAGUCUAGAUGCUACUCUUCUGGAGGAAGAAAAGGUUUUAUAUCAGGUUUUGUGGAGAACAUCAAGCAGGAAUUGGCAAAGAACAAGGAGAUGAAGGAAAGUAUUAAAAAAUUCCGAGAUGAAGCAAAAAAGCUGGAAGAAUCUGAUGCUCUCAGAGAAGCCAGGAGGAAAUAUAAAACCAUCGAGUCUGAAACAGUGAAGACCUCAGAAGUGAUUAAAAAGAAACUUGAAGAAAUAACUGGGACAGUUAAAGAGAGUUUGGAUGAAGUGAGUAAGAGUGAUAUUGGCAGGAAGAUAAAGGAAGGUGUGGAAGAAGCAGCAAAAACAGCAAAGCAGUCUGCAGAGUCAGUGACUAAAGGAGGGGAGAAAUUAGGCAAGACAGCAGCUUUCAAAGCUAUUUCUCAGGGAGUAGAAACUGUGAAGAAGGAGAUAGAUGAGAGUGUUUUAGGGCAGACUGGUCCUUACAGACGCCCGGAGCGACUACGGAAAAGAACAGAAUUCUCAGGAGAAAGGAUUAAAGAGGAGAGAAUAUUUGAAGCCAAUGAGGAGGCCAUGGGUGUGGUGCUGCAUAAAGACUCCAAAUGGUAUCAGCAGUGGAAAGACUUCAAGGACAACAACGUGGUCUUCAACAGGUUCUUUGAAAUGAAGAUGAAGUACGACGAGAGCGACAACGCCUUCAUCCGCGCCUCCAGGGCUGUCACAGACAAAGUCACCGACUUAAUAGGUGGAUUGUUCUCAAAGACAGAAAUGUCUGAAGUGCUGACAGAGAUACUCAAAGUGGAUCCAUCCUUUGACAAAGACCGGUUUUUGAAGCAAUGUGAGCGGGACAUCAUCCCCAAUGUCUUGGAGGCCAUGAUAUCUGGAGAGCUUGAUAUCCUCAAAGAUUGGUGCUAUGAAGCAACUUUCAGCCAACUGGCUCAUCCAAUCCAACAAGCCAAAGCCCUGGGUCUCCAGUUCCACUCCAGGAUCCUGGAUAUUGACAACCUUGAUCUGGCCAUGGGGAAGAUGAUGGAGCAGGGACCAGUGUUGAUCAUCACUUUCCAGGCUCAGGUCGUGAUGGUGAUAAAGAACCAGCAGGGGGAGGUGGUGGAAGGGGAUCCGGACAAGGUCCUGAGGAUGCUCUACGUGUGGGCCCUCUGCAGAGACCAGGAUGAGCUCAACCCCUAUGCAGCCUGGAGGCUGUUGGACAUUUCCUCCUCGAGCACUGAGCAGGUUCUCUGAGAAGAAUCCCAUCCAAGGGCUUCCCCAUGCUGCCUCUUCAGCAACACCCUCCCUGAACUGGCACCAGUCUGCCCUGCCAUGGACCCUGGGGGGGGAAGGAGGCUGGAUUGGCCCCUUUUCAGCAGAACUACUUGGUGUGCCCUCGUGGUGCCAAUCCCUGCCAUCAACUGGACCAGUAUCUGCCUUAGCUUUGCUGUGGUGUGUUGCACUGUGGGGUGGGUUCCAACCUGAACAGGCUGAGACACGAGCAGCUGUUGGCUCCUUUUUUUGGUUGUUUUUUUGGAAUUAUGGCUGAAAGAGGCUGGUUUGGAUCCUGGGUGUUUCCCAGUGAUGGACAGAGGUGGGUAUUGGAGACGUGACAGGUCCAGUUCCCAUCUACUCUCAUCCUCUGGUGGCCUCUCAGCAUCUCUUAGAAGAUCUUAGAGGUGCUUUUGAGGCCUGGUGGUCUUAGCUAACAAACAUCUCCUGUCCAAAGUGGCACCAUGAAGCCUUCUGUUGCUGCAGUGUCUUGCACUUUACCAAACCAAAUACAGUCAGGACUUGGCACGUGGUUCUUUGUCAGCUUGGAGCAGGGUCAGGAUGAGCUGUGGGCAUCACCAGGCAGGAGCUCCAGGCUGGUUUCAUAGGGGGGAAGUUGCUGCCAGUGUUAAUAUUUAUAUAUUCACAGCUUUGCAGGGGAGAUGUUGUUGUUUCGGGUGGUCUCUUCAUUGUGUCAGCACAAAACUGCACUUCAGGUUCAUCUGAGGGUGAGGAGGAGAAAGGCUGGAAAGGAGGGAGCAGGGAGGGCACCAGGACAGUGGUCAUGGGUGGGGAUGGACACCAGAUGGGCUGCAAAUGAGUCAAUAAAGUGCAAGAAUGGGUAAAAUGUCA
This is a messenger RNA of Apus apus (common swift), 2249 nucleotides long. It is a transcript of the gene TIMM44, whose product is annotated as translocase of inner mitochondrial membrane 44. The transcript has 13 exons. Gene Ontology annotation, cellular component: mitochondrial inner membrane. The coding region runs from base 21 to 1379 and encodes 452 amino acids. The record is from RefSeq and is a predicted model, not a curated record. Gene Ontology annotation, molecular function: protein-folding chaperone binding. Gene Ontology annotation, biological process: protein import into mitochondrial matrix. NCBI's taxonomy places the organism in Eukaryota, Metazoa, Chordata, Aves, Apodiformes, Apodidae.